AUGCGGAAGAGGGAAGAUGGGAAAGAGGGUGGUUUCCCCCAUUUCCUGCCUCCCCUACUUUCGCGGUCACAGUGGUGUCGUCCGAACGUCGCGAUAAAAACCUCCUUGCUGCAAGGUUCCGAAGUAGAACGUUGGAGGCCUGAACUGCGUGUGAGAACUGCUCCUCCCCUGCUGCUGGUUAGAGCCGCAGGGUCCAGCCGUCGCCAUGCAUGUCAAAAUCAAGGUGGUGUAUUGGUAAGAAGCCAUUGCAAGGAAAAUAUAUAUAUUAUUGCUGCUGCUGCUGCUGCUGCUGCGGUUAUUGUGCUCCUUUCCGCCUCCUUUUUAUUCGAUUGCUGGGAACGCUGUUCGUCUGAACGGGCCAACGGGCCAUUCCUUAAAAGGCGAACAGAUUUUUUUAUUAUUGCAUAAGCUUUAUGCUGCUGCAUCAUCCAUUUGCAUCGUGCAUGUGGCGAAGGAGACUCGAGCCCGCCAUAACCCCGCAAGGUUCCGCGUUGGGGUUUGCUGCCAAGCAAGCUGAUGGCGCCACGCCUCUCGAAGUCGUUUCCUUCGUUGCUGCGGUGGUGAUCUUGCUGUUAUUUCUAGAGCUCUCCGUCGACGACAGUGAAAAUGGCACAGGAUGCCGGUUUCUCUGCCCGGGGGCGUUUGGGUAACCUGGGGAGGGAGGUUCCCAUGGGACCUCUUGAAGGUUGGUGGUUUCGUCACUUGAUAUGGGUGACCCAUCGGUUUAUUGCAACGUGAAUUCUGGAUUUUGGACUUUCAUGCAUUUUGAUUGCAAAUUGGCCUGAUUUAUAACUUGUUAUAUAAUCCAGACAGAAGUGUACUAAAUGCCUCUAUUAAUGUGCAGCUUUGCUGAAAUAUUUAUAGUGCUUUCAACGUUAUUCAGGAUUUUUAUUUUUAAAUAAGGGAACACAUGGUAUCUGAUUGCAGAAGAGCAGUGAUUGCUGGAAAGCAUGUCUCACAAAGAUUUGGGCUACCAAAAGGUAGUAGCAGUAAACUCAGGAUAUUCAGUGGUAAUGCGAGUAAAGUAGGUAACAUGAAGCCAAGGUUUGGGUAGCCGCACUUCCAGAAACGUAGUAUUGAGGAUCCCUAUCACAUGACAGUUCAAUGUGGUGUCCUUUUUGCCCAGAGAGAGCAUUGAGUGGCGUUGCUCAAACUUCUGUUCCUUCAGCAGAAAAGUAGCGGACAAAUUUUGACUAAGCAAACUUCGGAGCACAGUUGGCUAAUCCUGGCAGCCGAUCUGGCAAGAGUUCAUUAGUUUUGAGUGACUGUUACAGGUUGCCUCUGAUGCGCAGGCAGCUCAAAACAACUCCCUUGUAUGAGCACCAGAUCACUGGAUCUUUUCUGCUAGAGAGCAAGUCCCAAGUGUUUAAAUGUAAGCCUCGAGCCCCUCUGAUGUCCGGCUGCAGGUGUCAAAACAGCCAGGAAAGCAAAGUUGGAAGAGGUUAAGGAGAGUUAAAGAUUAAAAUCAAGAAUUAUUUUGGGUUGAAUUUUAAAGCCCAAUGACCCGCUUGCACAGGCUUUAGGCCCCACUUGUGAGUCGUGACCCACAAGUUGGAGAAAUGUUGGACCAGCAGAGUCCACUUCUUCAGACUGAUGCGAGCAAUUUUGUACAGUGCUUGACAUGAAUCCACCGUUGAUGUCCACAUUCCCACAGAUAGACAAAUGAAGGUCCCCAUGUUAAGCUGCUCAUGAUGUGUCACUGGCCGGUUGUCUUCAUAAAUGUAGCUGUCAGUGGUCAUAGGGUAAUUCAAGAAAUUCUUUGCUCACCAUAAAAAAGAAAACCCAAGCAAGGGGAAUGUUUAUUAGAAACUUGGAGAAUUAUAAAACUGAAAAUGGAUCCCCAAACUUUCCUUGUUUUUAGUGGCUUUCUCUUCUUUACUAAAUGGGACACGGGUGGCGCUGUGGGUUAAACCACAGAGCCUAGGGUUUGCCGAUCAGAAGGUUGGCGGUUCAAAUCCCCGCGACGGGGUGAGCUCCCGUUGUUUGGUCCCUGCUCCUGCCAACCUAGCAGUUCGAAAGCACGUCAAAGUGCAAGUAGAUAAAUAGGUACCGCUCUGGCGGGAAGGUAAACGGUGUUUCCGUGCGCUGCUCUGGUUCGUCAGAAGCAGCUUAGUCAGGCUGGCCACAUGACCUGGAAGCUGUACGCUGGCUCCCUCGGCCAAUAAAGCGAGAUGAGCACCGCAACCCCAGAGUUGGUCACGACUGGACCUAAUGGUCAGGGGUCCCUUUACCUUUAUCUUCUUUACUCAACUUCAAAUGUUGCUCUGAGGUCUGCAGAUGUACUUGGUCAUAACGUUUGACAAUGUGGGGCUCUAGCCAGCUAAGCACCUGUUUAAUGGUUCUAUUCAGUGGCGUGAAAGAGAGCUUUUUGGAUCCAACACCUGAUCUCGCUGACAUAUAAACUGUCUUCUACCUCCCGCUUCUGAGAGUCUUCCUGAAUAUGCCUGUUUGAGGGGCUGUAGGCAUUGUCUGGUUUAACCAAGGCUGUCUGUGAUGUUUCACCUCUUGGAAGCAGCACACAGGGCUCUUAACUUUGCCCUUGGAUUCAGUAUCAAGAAAAGCUAUACUUGUUACAAUCUGUUAGUCAACCUUGUAAAUGAGUCCACAAAAUUUACCAACCUGCCACUUUUUAGCUCGCCUGCUCUUUCACGCUAGCCAUGGAGGGCAUCUGGAAAUCAGAGCAUCUUUAGAGAACUUGUGAAAGCUUGUGGAACGCCGUCUCCCAACAUUUAGCAUCCUAAAUCAGAAGAAAUAUUGGGGGGGGGGGGAAUAAACACAGAUCUAGAAGCUGUGAUGGAACAGCAGAAUGGGAACCAGUGGAUUGAAAUUUUAAUGGGAUCAAAAGUUGUAGGACCCAUCAAAGUUAUAUUCCUGGCUCCAUUUGAUUGCUAGACAGAAGGAUUGCUGCUUAAGGGAUCUGGCUAGUUGCAGGUGGCCUGGUGACUACAGAAGCCAGUUCAUGGCCGGUGGGUGGAGAUUAUGGGAGUUGUAGCGCAGCCACAAUUUCCAUCUUUGCUUUGUGCUAAAUGUGAUGUCGCAGUAACGCUUGCUUUUCCUUUUCUUGUAGUGGGGCCUGAGGAUACAGUCCCAAGGUGAGUAGAUCCUUCUGCCUGAUAUGUAGCAAAACCACUUAACAUCCUGGUCUGCAGCCUGGCUGAAAGAACCAAAAGUAACUGCUGGUUGGAUAUGGCGCAGCGGUAGUGGCAGUUAGCGCCGGACCCAAGCAGUAUUUGCUAGCGCAGUAGUCAUGCCUGUAUUAGUGCACCACAUAUUUCGCUUCCAGGGUUUCUAAUGUUGGCAGGGAAGAUCCCCUCGAAUUGCUCUGGAUCUCUCUGCAUCCUACAGAACAUGGGAAGCUGCCUUAUACUCAGUAUUGUUGACAUUGACUGGCAGUGAUUCUCCAGGGUUUUGGAUAACGUCUCUCUUCCAGCCAUACCUGGAGAUUUCAGGGAUUGAUCCUUGGAUCUUUAGCACUCAAAGAUGUGCUCUGCUAAAGAACCACAGCCUUUCUCAUGGCUUGCAUGUGCUAAUUGAGCACAGGGGUUGAGUCUGAGCUGUUGGCAAUGCAAAGGUCUUGGCCUUCCUCCUCUCCUGAUUCUGAUUCUGGACUGCUUUCUGCCACAGAUUCUCCCUGCUCACUAAGCCCUGUUACCUCUUCAGCUUCUGACACCUCCUUUUCCUGGGCAUCUCCCUUUGACCACUCAUCAUCAUCCCACCACCAGACCGCAGGCUCUGAGCCUUCUUCCCUUGGGGUUCCCCAGCUGGUCUCUGUGUCCAACCAGUCCAUGAGUGCUUAGGGAGGGCUUUAACUUUCUCUGAUAACCACAGCUGUGAGUUGAUGUUUCGGAACUCUUAAACAACUUCUCCCUCCUCCUCUUAACUUGUAGUAUCAGCAGCUCAAGAAGGAACUCGAAAAGGAGUUUCCGGGCAAGCUGGAAAUGGUAAGUAGAUCCGGGUGCUGCUGGCACAAGUCGUCUCGCUGACCUGUGACCCGUGCGAUUUAAGCAGCAGGAAGGGAAGGAAUUUGGCAUUUCAGUUGCCUCUUAGCGUGGGAUGCAAGAUACACUUUAACUCAAGGCCCUCUGGGGCCCGGGCCCUGACACACACACACACACACACACACACACACACACCCUCAACAAAGGCACCUGGUAUGGACUGAAAACCUGCAAUGCAUGUCCUGACUUGUUUUGCAGAAAUCACUGUAAACCAGUGGCUGCCUUUGACAGAGAUCUCCACCCUGCAGAUCCCCUUCAACUUGCAGACCCAGGAUGGUGUUGACUAGUUUUCUAGGCUGAUGACUCAUCUGGCUAGGUCAUUAGUUCUUUAAACAGAACUAAGGCAACACCCUAUUCCUCCAUCUACACCCAGUAUUGUCUGCUUGAGUACAUUUUCCGUGCAACUCUGGUUCUCCCCGCCCCCAAACUCCUAUCCCUCCCUAAAAAGCAUCUAGAGCUUUCUUCCUUGGUAGAGUUCAGCGGGGAAAGAGCCCACGCAUAGCAGUGCUUAGCAACCUUAUAUCAGACGUUCAGCUUGGCUGCUGGUCUUGGCAGCUUGGGAAAUAAGAUGUUGUGAUCUGAGAACUAAAUAGUGACCAACGAAUUGUUGGGUUUGUACUCUCCCUAAAGAAGGAGAACCCAUCUUCUUGCCUCUAGCAUGCCCCAGGCGUCUUCUGCAGCGCACAGGAGAUGUUGAGGUAGAUGGUCUGGCGACAUCCUGCACAUGGGAGGGCUGGGUGAGUGGGGAGGCAAUGCUGCUAAGUGUGUGCUGUCUCUAUCUGAAGGAGCAUCUCCACCCCCAUCGUUCUACCCGGACACUGAGGUCCAGCGCUGAGGGCCUUCUGGCGGUUCCCUCGCUGUGAGAAGCCAAGUUACAGGGAACCAGGCAGAGGGCCUUCUCGGUAGUGGCACCCUCCCUGUGGAACGCCCUCCCACCAGAUGUCAAAGAGAAAAACAACUACCUGACAUUUAGAAGACACCUGAAGGCAGCCCUAUUUAGGGAAGCUUUUAAUGUUUGAUGUAUUACAGUAUUUUAAUAUAUAUAUUUUUUGGAAGCUGCCCAGAGUGGCUGGGGAAGCCCAGCCAGAUGGGCGGGGUAUAAAUAAAUUAUUAUUAUUAUUAUUAUUACUGUCGUUCUCCAGAAAAGCUUGAAGAAUAAAUUGUGGCAUGCUUGCAUCUAAUGAUAAUCCAAGAUGCGCAAUGGCUCCUUAAGGUGGUUUCAUCCCCUCCCCCCCCCCCCCACUUUCUACCUAGACUGGCGAAGGGACUCGUGAGUCCACAGGAUGGUUUGAAGUCACGGUGGCUGGGAAGCUUGUGCAUUCCAAAAAGGUGAGUCGUUCUGGGGAGCCCUGCUUGGCAAGGCAAUGGAAGGCCAAUACUUUUUAAAUAAAACUUUUAUUCAUUUUUUUUUUCAUUCAUUACAUCCAUCUCAAAUUCUCAACAUUACUAUGUAUUCCUUCCUCUCUCCCCUCCUAGGCUUCCCCCAUCUCCCGCUUCUCGUUUGUUUCUCCUUUCACCCACUUUGCUACCUCCUUUUUUUAAUAAUAUUUUUUUUUAAUUUUAACAUAUAAAUUGUAAAAUGUACCACAAAACUUAUCACUUAUACAAUCUUUUUAGACUUCCAUCAGCACCUCUGAUGAUCUGCCGUUUUAACCACUUCUUAUGCAUUUCUUAACUUUAUAUUACCUUUACAUCUAUUAACAAAUCAUCCUCCCCCUUGUCCAUUUUUACAAUACUUCUAAUAAGACUCCUCACAAAACUUCUUGCAACCCUACAAACGUCGUCUGUUCUUCAAAAAUACUUUUCAAAUACUUUGCUACCUCCUAACAGUAAAAGUUACUAAUGACAUAACAUCAAACAUAAAAGUAAAAGUAAAUACACUGUAAUAUUUCUUCUACACAUUUUCUAAUGUGAAUGUUUGUUUAAAUCCUGCCAUCAAGUCUAUCGACUGUCUUUGUUUCUGCAAGUAUAAUGUAUAAAUGGUUCCCAUUAUUUUUCAAAGCUGUUGUCUUUUUCUCUUUGUCAUUUUUGCCAAUUCUGCAUAAUUCAUCAACUUCACUUGCUCUUGUUCUUUAGUUGGUAUUUCUCCAGUCUUCCAAUUUUGUGCAAUCAACAUUCUUGCUGCUGUAGUGGCAUACAGAUGGAAGGCCAAUUCUUGAGCACACAGCUAUACAAGGUGGUGGGUGGUUGCAGAUUAUUCUCCCAAUGCUGGAAAACACAAUUUGGCAACCUUACAAGAUUUUGUGUGUGUGUGUCUCUUUCUGAACUCCGGAAGUUUUAGAUUAUUUGCUGGGGUGGUGUUUUUCUCCCUUCAAGAUGGAGGAAUUUUCAGAGAGAUGUGUGCAUGUUUUAAAUUUGCUCUGUUAAAUACCAUCUUGGGGACGCGGGUGGCACUGUGGGUUAAACCACAGAGCCUAGGGCUUGCCGAUCAGAAGGUCGGCGGUUCGAAUCCCCGCGAUGGGGUGAGCUCCCGUUGCUCCGUCCCUGCUCCUGCCAACCUAGCAGUUCAAAAGCACGUCAAAGUGCAAGUAGAAAAAUAGGUACCGCUCCGGCGGGAAGGUAAACGGCGUUUCCGUGCGCUGCUCUGGUUCGCCAGAAGCGGCUUAGUCAUGCUGGCCACAUGACCCGGAAGCUGUACGCGGGCUCCCUCGGCCAGUAAAGCGAGAUGAGCGCCGCAACCCCAGUCGGCCAGAACUGGACCUAAUGGUCAGGGGUCCCUUUACCUUUAAAUACCAUCUUAAGCCAAUUCAUUAGCCUGUAACCCUUCAGGUAUUAUUGGCCUGCAGCUUAGGGCAUUGGCUGGAGCCAUGGGAGUCUGGAGCCCAAGCAUUUCUGGAGGGCCACGGAUCCCGUCUCUGCACUUGCACAUGGAUGUGGUUGGGGAAGAAAUGGACUAUCCCUUUUUCUCCCUGGCACAGUAGGAGUUAAAAUGUGGGAGGACUCUUGUGGGAGAACAGCUGAAAGGUACAGUCCACACACCUGUUGCAUGUGCCUGGGCGUGGUGUGGUACAGUCCAGCCAGAGUGGUACUUAAAUGCCCACAUAGUCCUUUGUUAUUCCCCUCCCCCCCCAAAAAAAAAUAACAGAAGCAGGCCAAGUGGAGAGGUUUAUCUGUUUUUUUAAAUAAUUUUUAUUGAAUAAUUUUAUGCUACAAAAAACAUUACAACCAUACUACCACAAAAUAUAAUUGAGACAUAAAAAUUACAUACAUCAAUAUUUUGUUAUUUGUUAUUUACCGUCUUAUUUCCUCCCAAACAUUCCGUACAAAACACACACACACACACGGGGGGGGGAUUAAUAAUGAUAAUAAUGAAAAUAUUUUCCCCCUUGUAUCUUACAAAAUCUUUUCUUCAAUUUUGACUUCCUGUCAAGUCCCACUGCAUAUGUUUUAUCUUACAACUGAAUGUACACAAAACAAUAAACCUUUCUAUAUAAAUUUUCCAAUUAAGUGGAGAUGUUUAUCUAAUCCAUAUGGUCCUAAAAAUUGUAUUUAUAUAAGUUUUUUAUUGUUAAAUUGCUUUGGGAUGCUUCCUGGGAAGGGAUUUCUAGAUGAAGUGAAUGAAGAGUAAAAGAACAAAUUAUCAAGUAGGCAAGAAUGCAGCUUGUCCUAUAAUAAAAUAAUAAAAAUUUUAUUUGUACCCUGCUCAUCUUUUCAGCGUAUACAAAAACUUAAUAAAGCACUAAACAUGAAAAACUUCCCUAUAUGGGGCUUUGGGCAAGUGCAGAUCUAAGAGUUCAAAAAUGAAAAGGAACUUCUGCGCUGAGAAGCUGAAUUCUGCGAGUGGCAUAAAUAAACUCUACAGUCACAUUGUAAUGUAGCACCCAAAGACCAGUGUGUACCAACUCUGUGUCCUCAUGGCAUCGAUCUGUCCCUACACCGUAAAGGAACCCUAGGCGGACAAUGAUCAAUCUAGUAGCUUCUGAAACUUUUUUGAGAGGUGGGAUGGGGACUUCCUUUUCUGACCUUGCUUUUUCUUUCUGCCAGAAUGGAGAUGGCUUUGUAGAUGAUAGUGCCAAGCUGAAGAAGAUAAUCAUGGCCAUCAAAGCCGCCUUGGCGUAA
Podarcis lilfordi (Lilford's wall lizard) is the source of this 8057-nucleotide messenger RNA. NCBI's taxonomy places the organism in Eukaryota, Metazoa, Chordata, Lepidosauria, Squamata, Lacertidae. The record is from the annotation of a GenBank genome assembly.